CAUUACUGGGAAACGGAGACUUGCUGGGAGACACAGCACUUGUUCCUCUAGCAGUCUGAUUUAUAUGAGGCUCCCAAGCAUUCUGGUUUGAUCAUUUGAAUGCAAAGACUUUUGGAUUAUACCUACUGCCUGCAAAUCUAGUGAAUAAUGCUGGAUAAUAUGAUAGUUAAAGCUUGCUCCAGCUUGCAGCAAAAAACAAAACAAUUAAAUGCUCGUUGGUAGAAAUAACCCUGUUCAGUCAUUCCUUCUUGUCAAUAUGACAGUCAGAUGAGGACAUGGGAAAACACAGAGGCUGCCACACAAGACGGGUGGAUCUUCUUAAUAUUUAGAGAGCAGCAUGAGAAAAGAUCAGGAUAUAACAAAUGAUCAUCUCAGCACUGAGCCCCUUAACUCCUACUCUCUAUCAGCAAACCUGUUUCCAAAAAAAUAAAAGAGCAAACGAAGCAUCACUUCCAAACUAGUCAGACUCCAGCUGUCUACAGCCAGAUGGUGAUCUGCAUGAUGUGAACAAGAAAAAAAAAGGAGAUGCUUUAUUUUGUGUUGUGUUUAUUUUCCAUGGAGACCUAGCUGCAAUCACCCCCCUGCUACUGGAAUUGCUUUGCCUGUAGGAGGAGGUUUGCAAUACAAGAGAUGAGUGGGGCAGUGACUGCAAAGUGAUGUCUGAGAGUAACUUCAAGAUCUUACUCCCUAUUGAUGUCACAAGGCCAAAUCACUGCACCCCUCCUAUGAGGAUAAUGAUAAUAUUGACUGUGGUUAAAUGAAAUGGACAUGGAAAAGAAACUCACAAGGAUCAUAACAAUAUUUACUUUCAGUCUUGUUUUAAAAUUUCAUUGGAUUUGAAUGGUGUUGUGAGUAGGAAAGCAAAAACACUUGUCUCUUUUUUUUUUUUCUCCAGUGGACGUUUAACAUCCUUGGAUAAAUCACAAAGCGUUUUUAUUAAGUGCUGGCAAAUGUGGAUUUUGGCAAAUGGAUGUGCUUCUAGUACAAAACCUCGAGUGAAAAUUGGCAGUAAUCAUAAGAAAACUGUUGCUACCUAGGCUUGCAGAGUAAAUAUAGAGAGUUCCCUGGAAUUCGCUUCUCUCUAUUUAUUGCAUAUCCCUCUACCCUGGAUAUUUGUUAACAUCCUUACAGAGCUUCCUUGUAUUUUCUAUGGAUGGGGCUACAAUGUUGCUGCUGCAUAAUUUUGCACAUUCUGGACAUGAUACUUAUAUGCACAAAGAGAUUGAUGCAUUUGAAAUGUAGUUUUAUGCUUAGAAGGGGUAAUCUACUAUAAUAUUUGUGGACUGGUUUUAUGAGUAUUUUUCUUUUUUUCCCUUUGGAAAUUGUGAACACGUAAAAACGAGCAGACAUGACACCGUGGCAUGCGCAGCUGAUGGAGCCUUGUGCACAGUAGCUGGGUGCUGUAGUAAAAAUCAAAUCAAGAUGGAAGUUGCCAUGGUGAGUGCGGAAAGCUCCGGCUGCAGUAGCAGCCAUCUGCCUUAUGGUUACGCCCAAGCACGAGCCAGAGAGCGUGAACGCCUUGCCCACUCACGUGCAGCAGCUGCAGCCGAAGGCGGGAACUCAGGGGGUGGGGCCUGUCAUCAGAACCAACAACAGCAGCAACAGACUGGAUGUCAGGGGAGUAGCAGCGGGAAUGCACGAAAUGCACCUUUGCCAUUGCAAGAACAGCAGCAGCAGCACAGAAAAGGUCGACGAAAAUACUGGCCGCUGAGUGGUUGCAACAGGUGGCGGAGCCGGUAUCAUCACACUGGAAAUGAAUGCAGUGGAGGGGCAGAAGAAGGAGAAGAUGAGGGCAUCUUUCCCUCAGAGCUGGCCCCCUGUGGCUCUGAGGAGAUGAUGUUAAAGGAGGAAGAGGCUGAGGAGGACCAAAAGUUUUAUGUGUGUGAAGAGGAGGAGCAUGGGAGUCCUCCACAUAGGGGGGAGCAGGACAGUGGGUAUCACCCAGUAUACAGUGAGUUUGAGUGUUGUGAGCGUGUCGUUAUUAAUGUAUCUGGGCUUCGAUUUGAGACCCAACUUAAGACGUUGACACAGUUUCCAGACACUUUGCUGGGAGACCCUGAGAAGAGGAUAAGGUACUUUGACCCAUUGAGGAAUGAGUACUUUUUUGACAGGAACAGGCCCAGCUUUGAUGCCAUUCUAUAUUAUUACCAGUCUGGUGGGCGCCUCAAGAGGCCAGUUAAUGUGCCCUUUGAUAUCUUUUCAGAGGAGGUGAAGUUUUAUGAGUUGGGGGAAGAGGCACUGCUUAAAUACAGAGAGGAUGAAGGAUUUGUGAAGGAAGAAGAGAAGCCGCUUCCAGAAAACGAGUUUAAGCGCCAGGUAUGGCUUCUCUUUGAGUAUCCUGAGAGCUCUGGGCCGGCCCGGGGCAUUGCCAUUGUUUCGGUGCUCGUGAUACUCAUUUCUAUAGUCAUCUUCUGCUUAGAGACAUUGCCUGAGUUCAGGGAUGAUAAGGACAGCUUCCUGAGCCCCAUGGGUACUGCAGGAGGGAAUGGGUUAAGUGGUAUAAAUAAUAGCACCCUGAUACUGACAGAAAGUGGCCACACUGUCUUCAAUGACCCCUUUUUUAUAGUAGAGACAGUGUGCAUUGUGUGGUUUUCCUUUGAGUUCGCAGUGCGACUCUUUGCAUGCCCUAGCAAGCCUGGCUUCUUCAAGGACAUCAUGAACAUUAUAGAUAUUGUUUCUAUCUUGCCUUAUUUUAUCACACUGGGCACUGAGAUUGGGCACCAGCACAGCCCUCAGCAGCAACAGCAUCAACUUCAGCAAGCACAGGGCCCUGGACAGCAACAACAGGCAAUGUCUUUUGCCAUUCUGAGGAUCAUUCGCCUGGUGAGGGUCUUCCGUAUUUUUAAGCUAUCCAGGCACUCUAAGGGGCUGCAAAUCCUUGGUCACACUUUGAGGGCCAGCAUGAGGGAACUAGGGUUGCUCAUUUUCUUCUUGUUUAUUGGAGUCAUUCUAUUCUCUAGUGCUGUCUAUUUUGCAGAGGCAGAUGAACCCACCACACACUUUCACAGCAUCCCUGAUGCCUUCUGGUGGGCAGUGGUGACUAUGACUACAGUGGGAUAUGGGGACAUGAAACCAAUCACAGUUGGUGGGAAGAUAGUAGGUUCCCUGUGUGCCAUAGCAGGGGUAUUAACUAUUGCACUGCCAGUGCCAGUUAUAGUCUCCAACUUCAACUACUUCUAUCACAGGGAAACUGAAAAUGAUGAGCAGACACAGUUGACAUCAAAUGGUGUCAGCUGUCCAUACCUACCCACCGACCUGCUGAAAAAAAUAAGGAGCUCGACAACCUCCUCCUUGCAGGACAAGUCAGAAUAUUUAGAGAUGGAGGAAGGACUCAAAGAGGCUCUUUGCAUAAGUGAAAAGAGUAAUCAGGGCACAGGGAAUGGUAAUGAGACCAUUAAAUAUAACUGUGUAAAUUUAAAGUCUCUUGAAACUGAUGUGUGAAAUAUUUUUUUUAAAUCUUAAUAUUUAUGCAUUGAAGAGUGCAGUGAAAAAAAAUGAAAUAUGCAAAUCUGAUCAGUAAAUAGACAUUUUUCUGAUUAGAUACGAAUUAUAGUGGCUUCCUCUUGUAAGAACAUCCAAACUUUGGGACCAGACAAAAUAUUCUUUUAAACAGAACAAAUAAAAUACAGGAAUUACAGUGCCUGUUCUUUGGCUUUGUUUUUUUAUAGGAUGAAUUCAGCCCAGAGAAAUAAGCAUUUGUAUUGGGUUAUUUACAAGCUAAUAUUGCUUGAUAAAGCCUUUCUGAUAAAAAAAUAAUCUCCAGAAAUCUAUUUGUUAGGUAUUCCUGUUGCCUUUUUUUACUGGGAGUAAAUUUAAAGUUAAUAUACUGUUGUCUCCAUAUGUGGAUGCUGUAGUUGAAGUGUACCCAGUCAAACAUUUUCUUGUUUGCUAAUUACUUAUGGGCAUUUUGUUCCUGCAAAUGUUUGUUGUUCAAAAAUUUCCACAUAAAAGGGAUUUAGGAAAACAGUUUGUAUAGCAAGAAGUGAUACAUGUUUUUGACUGUUCACUGUGGGGUAGUUUCGGAAAUAUACUGGGCAUAACAUAACACUGAGAAAAUGUUCUUAGAAGAGGAAUGUGCCAACUGUGUGAACAAAAUUCUGAUAUGUGGAUUCCACUGUAACUAUGUUUCUCAUCAUGUUAAACAUAUCAAGAGAUAUUGUAGACUUAAAAAUGAGAGUUAUAGGGUUAAUUGCUGUUGAAAGAGUUAUAUUUUUAAUCAAUUGCAAGUAUUUUGCACAAGUUUGAUCUAGGGUACUGUUUUGAGUAUAUGGCAUGGAAAUACUCCCUGAAAUGACCAUACCUUUACAUUACAUUACAAAGACAAUAUCAGUGCUUUAAAAGCACAAACAUACAUAGUAGUAUGCAGUCUUAUAUAAAGCAACAAAUUAAAUAUGUCCCUACAAUUUGAUAUGAAAAUAUCUUGCAAUUAAAAGUGUAUUACAAAUUGCAAUCUGUAAGGGCUGCCAUCUAUGCACAUCAUUGCUGCUAACUGAGCAUUAGUUUGGUUACAAUAAGAAAGGACUUUUUACAAUUAUAUCCACUGCAUGCUAUAUAAUGAUAGGGAAUGCUUUUUUUGCACUACAGUAUAAGCUGGAUAAAUUAUGAAAUUUUAAAGAGACUUCGUACUGUGAACCAUUUCUAUAAUUUCAAAGUUUAUAGACAAUCAUUAAAACAGGAUAUCUGGAGCUUCCAGAUUAAAUACUAUUUUAUGACAGUAAUUUUUCAGAUUUCUGAGGCUAAUAGCAAUGUUGAAAGUACAGCUUUUACAAAGUGAUGUUCACAUUAUGUAAUAUGGUUUUGCAUAAUAAUGCAUUGGCUUUAUUCUUGUAUUUACUUAGUAAUAUAUUAAUAGAGAAUGUGAGAGUAAAUUAUAUUUUUUCAGAUAUGUAAAUGUAUUAUUUGCCCAAUUAUUUUAAUAUCAGGGCUGAAAUAUGCAUCUUAUAUAGUUGAGUACUUUAUUGUACUAUAAGUGGGUUUUGGUUAAAACAGAUAUAUCAUACCAAAGGCCAAAUUACUAAAUGCACAUAUUUUUAUUCUAAGAAAAAAAUUAAAACAGCAACAAAAAAAUAGUUUAAAACCAUUUGAGAAAAGUUGCAGGCAUUAUUGUCAAUUGUGGUACUAAGAUUUGUAUAAGAACAAAAAAAAAAAAACAUAUUGGUUUGUAAAUUGGUAGUCUACAUGGAAUGCUUUUCAGACUUUAAGAAAAAGGUUCAUAUCCCACACAGUUUUUAAUGACAUAUAUAUUUUUUUGUUAUAUUUUCAUAUUUUCAUGUAUAGAACUACUAAUAGUUAAAGAGAGAUUAUGUGCCUAUCUUCUGCUGGUUUACAGUGGCUGAGCUCUUGAUUAAUUCUGUGGUUAUAACAAACCAUAUUAUUAAAAAUAUCCAGUUACAUUGUUUAGAGUGAAUUAAGCAUUCCAAAGUAUAACUUGAAAUGGUUCCAAAUAUUUAAUAUACACUUAUAUACAGUGUCAUUUUUGAAUAUACAUUGUACUUUAACCCCUUGACUGCCAAAGAGGGCUACAACACAUUACUUAGAAUUGAAAUGCAGCCAUACGUAGCAGCCAACGGGUUAGUGGAAAAUAAGGCACCUGGUACUGAGAAAAACAAAAAUGUUAUGGGGAAAUUGAAGGAACUUUAUUAAGCUUCCAUAGUAUGAGUUUACAAACAAUACAUAUCUGCAUGCAAUGAAAGCUGUAGUAAAUGUUCAUGGGUUUACUGUUUUUCACAAUCCUGUGGAAAGCAUCAUUUUAGCAAAGAUAUUUUUCUGCAUCUAUGCUUUAUGUGCAAAACAGAAAAUAAAAGGGAAUGUAUGUACCAAUUUAUAUUAAGCCAUCAAUUUGGUGGACGUUAGGUAAGUACAAUUUUUUGUUUAUUUACAGUUUCCCACAUCAGUCUUCAUAAUUCUGAAUUGAGCCUCAUCUCUAAGUAUAUUUCUAUGUAAACAGAACUGGAUUAAUUAUGUGUUUGUUCAUUCUCUUAUUUUUUUUUCUUUAUUUUUUUUUUUAAGUGUACACUGUCAUGUUGCAAUCAAUGUAUUGCAGACAACUAGAUUAUAUCUGAAUUAAAGCAACAUCUCAAAUGAAAUAGAUUUACUGUAGUUUUAUUGACUCAUCAAAACACCAGUACGAAAUAAAUCUGUACAAUUUGAAAGUAAAAUAAAAUAUGGCUUUCUAGAAGGCAGUCAUAAAAAAAUCGAAUGGAAACAAAAUGUAAGUUUAGAAGUUGGUGUAAUUUUUUUUUUUUGCGUACACCAAUAUUGUUUACAUGCACAAACAAUACUGAAUUGUCAUUUUAUAUAGUCUCAUGAAAUUAUUGAUUUAGUAGAUACAACUAAAUAAUCACUUUUGUCUUCCCUCUUCAAUAUUUGAGACAAAAUCUCUGAAAACAGUUGACAUUUUUAUAAGGAAGAGAAGGAAUCAAAUGGCAUUCUGUAAGGCCUUUCUAAUGUAUUGCAGGCACAACUGUUAGGGAAAAGGUUAAUAUAUUCUUGCAGAUUCCUGCAUUACUUUAAAAAAGUAUAUUGGGACUAAUGUAACCUGAACAUGUAUGCAUAUUGGAAACAUCUUGUGGUACUAUGCUGCAGUGAUUGACAAAACCCUGUAACCAUGGAGACAUAGCGAUUAAGAUUUUACUUGUGGCUCUUAACUAUUUAAAAUAUUUUUUAUAAAAAUGCUCUCUUGGCUAAUAAAAGUUUGUAUGGCUUGCUCUACAAUA
Bombina bombina (fire-bellied toad) is the source of this 6716-nucleotide messenger RNA. It is a transcript of the gene KCNA4, whose product is annotated as potassium voltage-gated channel subfamily A member 4. Gene Ontology annotation, biological process: protein homooligomerization; potassium ion transmembrane transport. Gene Ontology annotation, molecular function: potassium ion binding; delayed rectifier potassium channel activity; protein binding. The transcript is spliced from 2 exons. The record is from RefSeq and is a predicted model, not a curated record. Lineage: Eukaryota; Metazoa; Chordata; Amphibia; Anura; Bombinatoridae. Bases 1423 to 3441 code for a protein of 672 amino acids. Gene Ontology annotation, cellular component: voltage-gated potassium channel complex; membrane.